Stegodyphus dumicola is the source of this 2178-nucleotide messenger RNA. RefSeq names its product 14-3-3 protein epsilon-like. The record is from RefSeq and is a predicted model, not a curated record. NCBI's taxonomy places the organism in Eukaryota, Metazoa, Arthropoda, Arachnida, Araneae, Eresidae.
UAGUUUUACAGAUUCGGCCAUCUUUGCGGCGGGAACUAGCGUUAAAGUAUUGUAGCGUGGGUAGGGCGGAGUCUUGUAAUUGUAUUGACUGGUGGCUCUUGCUUUAAAUUGGAUUGUUUCUUCCUGUCGCAUUCGUGUUCUUGAAAUUUUAGUACUGAAUUAUAGUUUGCUAAAGGAUUUCAAAUGGCUGACAGAGAAGAUAACGUGUAUAAAGCUAAACUGGCAGAACAGGCCGAACGAUAUGAUGAAAUGGUGGAAGCUAUGAAGAAGGUAGCCUCAUUAGAUGUGGAAUUAACAGUAGAAGAAAGGAAUUUAUUAUCUGUGGCUUAUAAAAAUGUUAUUGGAGCAAGAAGGGCAUCUUGGAGAAUCAUAAGCAGCAUUGAACAGAAAGAAGAAAAUAAAGGUGCUGAAAGCAAGCUUGAGAUGAUACGGCAGUAUCGGUUACAGGUGGAAACAGAAUUACGGGAAAUUUGUCAAGAUAUCCUGGAUGUUCUUGAUAAGCAUCUUAUACCAACUGCUUCUUCUGGAGAAUCUAAAGUAUUUUAUUAUAAAAUGAAAGGGGACUAUCACCGAUAUUUGGCUGAAUUUGCUACGGGUAAUGACCGAAAAGAGGCUGCUGAAAAUAGUUUAGUUGCUUACAAGGCUGCAAGCGAUAUUGCCAUGACAGAACUUCCACCCACACAUCCAAUUAGGCUGGGUCUCGCUUUGAAUUUUUCAGUUUUCUAUUUUGAGAUUCUGAAUGCUCCCGACCGUGCGUGCCGCUUGGCAAAGGCUGCUUUUGAUGAUGCCAUUGCCGAACUCGACACUCUUAGUGAGGAGAGUUAUAAAGACUCUACGCUUAUCAUGCAAUUACUUCGAGAUAAUUUGACUCUCUGGACAUCAGAUAUGCAGCAUGAUGGCGAAGGUGGUGAACAAAAAGAAGCUGUUCAAGAUGUUGAAGAUCAAGAUGUUUCUUAAGAAUAACUGAUUUAUUAAAGUCUCCAAUAAUUCACGAUAAAAAAAUGUGAAAAAGACUGUUUGUAUUUGUAUUGGUUGCCCUGUAGAGUUUUUCUUUGCUCAUCUUGUGAAUAUCCUAUUUCAUUUUUCUUAUUAUUGCAUCCUUAAUAGAAACCUAGCUGUUAUCAAUUUUUUGAUUGCCUUUCAACUUAAAUCUAUUAUAGCUCUCUAAUUUGGAGCAUGUAAAAGAAUUAUCAGCUAUUACGGUCACAGUUUUUUAUGUCUAAAUAUCACUCAAGCCAAAUACAUAAAAAGUUGCCUGUUGGAUUCUGUACAUUGCUCCUAACAUGUAAUUUUUUUAAAAAUUGAAGUCGUGCAAGUUCAAUUCUGCAUUGAAAUAAGUGUAGUUUGUAUAUGAAUCUCCUUAGGAUAUUAAUUUUUUUAAUAGAUUAUUUAAAUAUAUGCCUAAAGUGUGAAUAACUGUAGAAUGCUGCAUGCAUCAAGUUAAUAAUUUUAGUUUUGAAAACAUUUAUUUCAUGCGGCUGAUGGACCAAGCACGAAUAUUAUAAGCUUGAGGCAUUUUCCCUCCAUUCCAAAGAAUAUCCCAUCUUUCCUCAUAUCAUGUGGGAAAUAUAAUCAGUUAUAAAUUUGUAUGAAAUGUCAUUGCUCUGCGAAUAGCUGCAUUCCAUUUUUCCUACUGUUUUUUUUUUUUUUUUUUUUUUGAGUUGUUAGUGAUUCUUUGUAAGUUUGGAUGUAAAAGAAAAUGCAGUGAUGGUGUUAUACAUUUAUGAUGAAAUAUUUCUCAAUAUUAAUUGUGAAAUUUCUUUUGUAAGAGUUUGCUGAUAUGUUUAUGUGCCACACAUCAAAUUUGUAACUAUUUUUCUUUUCUUUUUCUUAAAAUGUAUGGAGGCUGUAUAUUUGUGGCCAAAAACAUCAUAAAUUAAAAUUCACUGUCAUCAUUGCAACUUGUUCUUGUACUGUGCUUUAUGGUCAUAGUUUCAGUCUGUAAAAAAUGUAUUUAUUUUUAAUCAUUCAGUUUUUUUUUUUUUUUUAAAUUCAAGUUAUCCUUAAAGUUCUAGUUUUAAAUCUUCUUUCGCUGUAACCUGUUCUCCGUUUGGACCUGUGGGUCCUUUUGGGGUUUCGAUGCGUUCCAUCAAUUUCUAACAUUGAUGCACUGUAGUAUAAAUAUAAGUAUGUGCUGUGUAUCUGUCUUAAUAAAAUAAAAGCUGUUUUCUGUAGUCA